This is a messenger RNA of Aspergillus calidoustus, 741 nucleotides long. The record is from the annotation of a GenBank genome assembly. NCBI's taxonomy places the organism in Eukaryota, Fungi, Ascomycota, Eurotiomycetes, Eurotiales, Aspergillaceae.
AUGACGAGUCUGCAGAAAUCGCGCUGGGCGCCCGCAUCAAACGAGAACAACAAAUCACCAUCAUCAUCCUCAUCAAGACCCUCAGCCCUCCUCUCCCCAACCGCCGAACUCUCCCGGUUCAUCAAGAUUGUGGCGCGGCUGAAAUGGAAGCUCCCGUUUCUGGCCGAGGGGUACCGCCUCGCGACGCACCCGCCCGACACUGGAAUUGACGUUGCCCAGGCCGAGAUUAUGUUCAAGCUGGAUUUCCACGAGUACUAUGCCUUGCUCGAGCGCGCACUUGUCCAUCUACUGGGUGUGUUUGGGAUUGCGGUUUCGGGCGUGCCAAAGAAUGCGGGGUGGGCCGGUCCGGCUUCGCAUCGGUACCACGCGAAUGUUCUCGACGCGCUGGAUGCGAAGAGUAGUCCGUUGAGAUCCGUUCUGGGGAGCGGCGAGCGGUUCACGCAGCUGAAGCGCGCGAAAGAGUUGCGCAAUCGGUGGAAGACCGCCGACCUCUCGCAAGAGGAGAAGGAGCGGGAGGAGGCGGGGUUUUACAGCGUGAGAGCGCAGAAAGUGAUGCCGCUGGAAAGCUACGAUCUUGAGAAGAUACUCACAGUCAUCUUCGAGGGGCUGGAGGAUGCCUACCGCCUUGCAGAGACAUAUGCGGCGGAGCACGACACGGUUUCCAACGGUCGCGGCGAGGCUGGAGGCACCGAUAUGGACUGGGACUUUAUCGUCGAUGCUAUGGAUUGGGAGGCUGUGUGA